CAUCUUCUCUCUCUAUUUCUAUCUAUCUAUCCAUCUUUCUUUCUUUUUCUUUUUCCUGUUUCUCUCUCACUCUUUUCUCUCACAACUCAUAAUCAAAAGAAAAGCAGAUCCAAGGUGGUGGUUAAGCUGUCACUCUAUCAAUCAAUCAAUCCCACCGAGGAGAUAGCAAUCAUCAAUCAAUUUUAAAAGAGAAAGGAAAGGGGGAAUCAAAGAAGAUGUCAUCCUCUUCUACCUUGUCUUUGGACCACCUCCCUCCCUCCGAGCAGCUCUGUUACGUUCAUUGCAACAUCUGCGACACUGUCCUUGCGGUUAGUGUUCCUUGCACAAGUUUAUUCAAGACUGUGACGGUUCGAUGUGGCCACUGCACCAAUCUUUUGCCAGUGAACAUGCGUGGGUUGCUUAUGCCCUCUGCUAAUCAGUUUCAUUUGCCUCACAAUUUUUUCACUCCUUCCCAUAAUCUUCUGGAAGAGAUCUCAAAUCCUUCUCCCAACAUUUUGCUGAAUCAAGGCAACACCAGUGACAUCACCUUACCCACUCGUGGAGUAGCUGAUGAGCUUCCAAGGCCUCCUGUUAUCAACAGACCUCCGGAGAAACGACAGAGAGUCCCCUCAGCGUACAACCGAUUCAUCAAGGACGAGAUCCAACGCAUCAAGGCAGGAAACCCUGAUAUAACUCACAGAGAAGCCUUCAGUGCAGCUGCAAAGAAUUGGGCUCACUUCCCACAUAUUCACUUCGGCCUAAUGCCUGAUCAGCCUGCCAAGAGGACUAACGUGCGCCAGCAAGAAGGCGAGGACGUUCUCAUGAAAGAUGGGUUUUUUGCUUCAGCUAACGUCGGCGUCACUCCUUACUAAUCAUGCAGCAAUUAGGCAAAGCUUGUGAUUAGCAGUUGAUGGAGAGCUAAGAACUGAGAAAAACUCGCUGCUCAAGUUUGGCUACUCUGUUGUUGUUGUUAUUAAUUAUUAUAACCCAAUGGCUACUGCUGAACCGGUUUUUAUAUUUUCAUGGUUGGAUAUCAAGCUAGUAAUAUUUAAGAAUGCAUGUAAUUUUAGUCUUAGAUAAUAUCCCUGUGUCUACCUUCUCCUUGGACUUGAAAAACUAAAACUUGCUCCUUUAAUCAACUACUAUUAGUUUAAGCUCUA
Gossypium raimondii (Peruvian cotton) is the source of this 1139-nucleotide messenger RNA. RefSeq names its product axial regulator YABBY 1. Gene Ontology annotation, cellular component: nucleus. NCBI's taxonomy places the organism in Eukaryota, Viridiplantae, Streptophyta, Magnoliopsida, Malvales, Malvaceae. The transcript is spliced from 8 exons. Gene Ontology annotation, biological process: abaxial cell fate specification; polarity specification of adaxial/abaxial axis; multicellular organism development. The record is from RefSeq and is a predicted model, not a curated record. Bases 216 to 851 code for a protein of 211 amino acids.